AUGAGCUUGUCUUUCUGCUCGCUGAUGACUGGCUGCAAGUUCUGGAGGUCGUCAAAGCUCAAGGAUUCGGCGCCGAAGCAAGUGGAAGGACCUGCUAAGGAUGACAGUACCAUGGAGCAGAAUGGCACUGCUCCCAAAGUGGACGAUCUGGCUACUGUGACAGCAUCUCUACCUGUUCGCUCCUCCAGAGGUCUUCCCGACAAAGUCUACACUGCAGAGCAGGAGGCAGCUGCAGGAAAGAUUGGAGCAGCCAUCAGAGGCAGUGCCACACGCUGGCAGGUCAAGGAAGACUACCACGAAACUCGUUUUCGAGCAGAGGGCUCUCCCUUCGAACCAGACGAGUUGGGCUUUUCCAAAUACGCACAGAAAAACGCUUCAAUGCCAGUGGUCUCAGACCAUCUUCGCUUCAAGGUCAGGGACCUCACGAAGCAACGCGUCAUGCAGCAGCUUUCUCAGGAGGUGCAGAGCUCAUGGACCAGCUUCGAGUUCAUGGCUGCGAAAAUCUUGGAGAAGGUUGCGACUUCAGGAGCAAAGGAUCUGCCGCCUGGCCCCAGAAAGCAGAUGGCAUCUGUCCACCUCUUUCAGGGCGAGAUGACAACUAAGCCCAAACAGGCAGAAGCUGAAGGUUUUCUGGCGAGGCGACAGGACACGUAUCUACUUGUGAAGUUCCAAGUCGUUGCAGUUCCGGCGGUUGCAGACUAUGAUGCUGGCUUCAACUCUCUCCAGGCAAGCUCGCAGUCUUUCGACUGUGAUGGUCCUGAGGGCUUCAAUGGCUGGUUCUGGGUCUUGCACACUGCGGCCCCAAACAUAGGGGAGAGCGCUCAAGCGGAAGACUUUUUGGCCUACUCUGUUGAAGAGGUUUACGAUGUUUGCUCAGAAUGGAGUGCUGCAACAAAAGAGGCUGAUGAUUUGUUCCAGGACGGAGUCAACGAACUCAGCAGCAUCAACAAGUUCCAGGCACCGAUUUUGAAGAAGCAAACCUCCACAUUCUUCACUUUCAACGUUUUGCAACUGUCAGCUGCCUUCAACUUUGCUCUCCGCCUGUCUUCACAGUCUCGAAGGUGCUGCUGGAAAGAUCGCCCACUUCGUCCGUCUCGCCGUUUGAACGAAGACCUCUACAUCGGGGACAUAGCUCGUUUGUGGAGGAACGCGCUCAAAGCCGUGCAGUACUUGGAGGCCAUUUCUGGCAUAAAAGAUGCAAGCCCUCUUUUUAUGCCUGCAGAAUCCACAGGCAUGGGUGCUUUUCUUCGUCAUUUGAAUCUGAAUGACGACCGGUAUGAGGCCCCUGAUUUGUUUGCGGACGAGCUGAUGAAUGCCAUUGCGGACAUUUGCAUCCCUUUGCUGCAACCUCGGCUUUCCUUUGAGAGCUUGGUCUGUGUGAAUCCGGAGAGUAUCGACAAUCACAACUGUUUCGUUGAGGCAGCAGCAGCCAAAGUUCAAAGCUGUCCUGAGCUCAAGAAGAUUUUACAGCUGCGACGGAACGUGGACUCCUUGCAGCUCGCUCAUGAGCUGGGUCAUAACACACAGCCGCUCAAGGUGGCAUUGCUCAAUGGAGCAAAUCGAAAGCUUUGCGGAAAUCAUUGGUUCCAGAGCGGAGCCAGGUAUGCAAUUGAUGAGAACCUGCAUCGUCGCUCAGCCUCAUUGUCCAGAGCAUCAUUGCUGGUAAACUUCGACACCGAACCCAGGCCCCGAAAAGCCGCGCAGUUAGAAGAGACGGUGAGGUUCUUUGGAGGAUCUGUUGUCGACUUGACCAAGGACAAGAAGGACAAACAGAAAGCAGCGGAUGCAAAACAUGUGCAGAUUCAGGACACUGCUGCAACACGAGCACCACUAGAGGCUAGUGCCCCGCAGGCAAAGCCCAAGAAGUCCUUCUGCUUUUGUUGCAGUGCCAGAGACAGUCUCGCCCGGGUCGCAUUGGCUACACUGGCCUGCUGUCUAGCAACUCUUAGGACAGAAUCCUUCGUCCCCAGCUUUGGCCACCUUUUGGGCCCCAAGGACCGAGGGCUUUCCCCACCAGCCAGGGAGCAGUCUUCGCUGUCCGAUGCCACGGGACGACGUAGAAUGUCUGCUGCGGCUGUGCUGGCUGCAGCCACCAUUUGGGCAGGAAGCAAGUCGGCAAGUGCCAUGAAGGUUGUACAAGUGCUGCCUCCUGUCCCACCAAAGCCAAGCAAGAAUCCCUUCAUUUACAACUUGCAGGUGGCAGCCUGGAAGAAGGAACCAUAUGCCAGGAUGAGGCUUUACCUCCAGGCGGUUACCCAGCGCUUCAUUCAAGACAUGGAGACGAGCGCUUUCGGCGGCAAGAGCUUCAUCCACUGGACGACAGAUGAGAAAAGUGAGGAGUUCUUCAAGUUUGAUGUGGUGGACAGAAAUGCCUACAAUGAGGCAGCUAGAUCUGGAAAGAUUCUCAUUGACAGCGACAUGACUCUGGUCGACAAUGGGAUUGAGGUGUAUGUCUACAAGGAUGAACAGGCCAAAGAGGACCUGGCCAAGCAGAUCAUCAUCGAGGACUUAGUCAUCAUUCCUACGGAAUUGCAGAAGGCCAUUAGAGUUAUUCAGGACACUCCGUUUCCUGAGUUUGUGGGUGGUAAGGAGACCUAUGAAGGAAUCCGCAUCACCCUUGAUUAA
Cladocopium goreaui is the source of this 2625-nucleotide messenger RNA. The record is from the annotation of a GenBank genome assembly. Lineage: Eukaryota; Dinophyceae; Suessiales; Symbiodiniaceae.